This is a messenger RNA of Lactuca virosa, 1998 nucleotides long. The record is from the annotation of a GenBank genome assembly. Lineage: Eukaryota; Viridiplantae; Streptophyta; Magnoliopsida; Asterales; Asteraceae.
CUCAUACUCAUCAUCUUCCUUAAAAAUCCCCAUCACCAUUUCAAUAGCAAAUGUCAAUAAAUUGAUUUGAAUCGAUUCGAAAGAAACCCAAUCAGCCACCAUUUUCCGAUUUGAUAUGGCUUCCCGGAGGCUUGUAUCCUCCCUUUUCCGCCGUGUUAAAUCACCUUCAAUCACAAAACUCCACAAUCCACCGACCCCAUGUCCACGUUACCGCCCUUCGCCGGUAGGUUUUCUGUUGAACCGGGCAGCGACAGCAGGAUACUCUACGGCAGCCGCCGCACUCUCGUCGUCUCCGACGUCUUCCGAAACAACCGGGAAGAUUACCGAUGAAUAUACAGGUAAAGGUGCUGUGGGUCGGGUCUGUCAGGUGAUCGGCGCCGUCGUGGAUGUGCGGUUUGAAGAUGGGUUGCCGCCGAUCUCGACGGCGUUGGAGGUGAUGGAUCAUUCGAUCAGACUCGUGUUAGAGGUGGCGCAGCAUAUGGGAGAGAAUAUGGUGAGGACAAUCGCCAUGGAUGGAACUGAUGGACUUGUUAGAGGCCAAAAAGUUCUCAACACCGGAUCUCCUAUCCUUGUUCCGGUAGGCAGGGAGACACUCGGUCGAAUCAUAAAUGUCAUCGGAGAGCCUAUUGACCACAGGGGUGAAAUAAAAACGAGUCACUAUCUACCAAUUCAUCGUGAAGCUCCGGCAUUCAAUGAUCAGGAAACCGAACAGCAGAUCCUCAUCACCGGAAUCAAAGUUGUGGAUCUUCUUGCUCCAUAUCAAAGAGGUGGGAAGAUCGGGUUGUUUGGUGGCGCCGGCGUCGGGAAGACGGUGCUAAUUAUGGAACUCAUUAACAAUAUCGCAAAGGCCCAUGGUGGUUUCUCGGUGUUCGCCGGAGUUGGUGAAAGAACUCGAGAAGGAAAUGAUCUGUAUCGAGAAAUGAUCGAGAGUGGUGUCAUUAAGCUCGGAGACCAACAAAUGGAAAGCAAAUGUGCGUUGGUGUACGGUCAAAUGAAUGAGCCCCCCGGUUCUCGUGCUCGUGUCGGACUCACCGGACUUACAGUCGCCGAACACUUCCGAGAUGCUGAAGGACAGGACGUGCUUCUGUUCGUCGACAACAUUUUCCGUUUCACUCAGGCGAACUCCGAGGUGUCUGCUUUGUUGGGACGUAUUCCGUCGGCCGUCGGUUACCAGCCGACGUUAGCGACGGAUCUUGGAGGCCUUCAGGAGCGUAUUACGACAACCAAGAAAGGAUCCAUUACAUCAGUGCAAGCUAUCUACGUGCCGGCCGAUGACUUGACGGAUCCUGCUCCGGCGACCACCUUCGCUCAUCUAGACGCCACCACCGUGCUUUCUCGACAGAUUUCGGAGCUUGGAAUCUAUCCGGCUGUGGAUCCAUUGGAUUCAACAUCUAGAAUGCUUUCUCCUCGUAUUCUUGGUGAAGAUCAUUAUAACACUACUCGUGGCGUUCAGAAGGUUCUUCAGAACUAUAAGAAUCUGCAGGAUAUCAUCGCCAUUUUAGGAAUGGAUGAGCUUAGUGAAGACGAUAAACUCACCGUUGCUCGUGCUCGUAAGGUCCAGCGUUUCUUGAGUCAACCCUUCCAUGUUGCAGAAGUCUUCACCGGCGCUCCGGGGAAGUACGUCGAGUUGAAGGAAAGCGUCGCCAGUUUCCAGGGUGUUAUUGAAGGAAAAUAUGAUGAUUUGCCAGAGCAAGCUUUCUAUAUGGUUGGAGGAAUCGAUGAGGUGAUUGCGAAAGCUGAGAGGAUUGCCAAAGAGAAUGCUAGUUAAUUGUCAUUGUUUUGUUUGUUUUAUUUAUAAUACAAUUUUAUUCGGGUGCAUCCGGGUAGCUAGUUUCAGUCAUGAGUAUCAGCUCGACUCUUGAGCUCUUUUUUUGUUUACAUGUUUCUCGGUGGCUAACUGCCGAUUUUUCGCCCCGAGAGGUGCAUUUUAAGGCAAUUAACUUAUGUAUUCCAUUUUUGGACUAAUAGAAAUAAAAUGUAGUAUUGGUAUGAUUGUGG